ACAGACACAAAAAAGACACACCAAGACAGACAGCGUAGUGCAUCCUAUAUAUUCAAGCACGCCCGCUCCCUCACGGCCUCCUCAUCCUCAUUCACGCGCCCCGACGAUGAUUGCAGAAAAGGCCAGAAGCCUCUUCCAAGACAAGGAAGGCGAAGCACGGCGGCAGCAGGUAGCCUCAUCCUACCCAGAGAGCCUGCCGCCCUCCUACCUCGAGCCUGAGCCUACCGUCCCAGACUUCUUCAGGAGUGUUCUACCACACCCGGCAAAGCAGGCGAAAAGUUACCUGAUCUCGCUCUUUCCCAUCGCCACUUGGAUUUACCGCUACAAUGCACGCUGGUUCGCUGGCGACUUGGUUGCAGGUCUGACCGUCGGUGCAGUCGUUAUUCCUCAAGGUAUGGCGUAUGCGAAAAUUGCGACACUUGCGCCAGAAUUUGGUCUUUACUCGUCCUUUGUCGGUGUGUCGCUUUACUUUAUGUUUGCGACAUCCAAGGACAUUACCAUUGGACCCGUCGCAGUCAUGUCUGCACUUGUCGGCGACAUCCUUGCUGAAGCCAAAAAGACGCAUCCAGAUGUCCCAGGCCAUGUCAUUGCGUCUGCCCUCGCCGUCAUUUGUGGUGUGAUUGUUACAGCCAUGGGCCUGUUGCGUCUCGGUUUCAUUGUCGACUUCAUCCCUAUUCCAUCGAUCGCUGCCUUCAUGACAGGCUCGGCCAUCAGUAUCAUUGCCGGUCAGGUGCCUGCGCUACUCGGCAACAACACCGCCAACAAGUUCAGCACCCGAGGCCCUGCCUACAGGGUCAUCAUCGACACGCUCAAGCACUUGCCAGAUAGUACGCUCAAUGCUGCCUUUGGUUUCUCUGCACUUGCUCUCCUCUAUGCCAUCAAGUGGGGUUUCGGCUACGCUGCGAAAAAGUACCCAAACCGCGCAAAGCUCUACUUCUUCCUCAAUACUCUGCGAACGGCUUUUGUCUUGCUCUUGUUCACCAUGAUUUCAUGGCUCGUCAACCGCAAUCACAGGAAGAACCCGAAGAUCUCCAUCCUCAAGACUGUCCCUCGUGGUUUUCAAAACAUUGGCGUGCCACAGGUGACGGGCGAUAUUGUCAGUUCCUUUGCAAGCAAGUUGCCAUCUGCCGUCAUUGUGCUUUUGAUUGAGCACAUUGCCAUCAGUAAGUCAUUCGGUCGCAUCAACAACUAUGUCAUCAACCCAGACCAGGAGCUCAUUGCCAUUGGUAUCACCAACUGCUUCGGUCCCUUCUUUGGCGCAUAUCCCGCAACUGGCUCCUUCUCACGUACAGCCAUCAAGAGUAAAGCAGGUGUGCGAACACCGCUUGCUGGUGUCAUCACAGCCAUUCUCGUCGUUGUUGCCAUUUACGCCCUCACCCCUGUCUUUUACUACAUCUCCAACGCAUCGCUUGCGGCAGUCAUCAUUCACGCUGUCGCUGAUCUUGUCUCCACACCCAAGGCCAUUCUCAACUUUUGGCAAGUCUCGCCCAUUGAAUUUGUCAUCUUUUGGGCAGGUGUUCUCGUGACCAUCUUUUCAUCCAUUGAAAAUGGUAUUUACGUGACAGUCGCCGUCUCUGCUGCCGUCUUGCUCUUCCGCAUUGCCAAGUCUCGCGGUUCGUUUGUGGGCGCCGUCAAGAUUGGUACCAUCAAAGUACACGACUCGAAAGUGGGAUACCCUCGCAACAUUUACGUGCCGCUCGAUCACUCGGAUGGUCUCAAUCCACUCGUCAAGCCAGUCUCGCCACCGGAUGGUAUCUUCAUUUAUCGCUUCAAUGAGGGUUUCUUGUACCCCAACGCCAACCACUUUACAGACCACAUGGUUGCUCAAAUCAAGGAAGGCACACGACCUGGACAACUCAACCCAUACGGCUCACUCGGUGAUCGUCCCUGGAAUGACCCUGGACCACGUCACCCUGAUCGCAGCCUCAUGGACAAAGAUACCCGUCCUCUCCUACGCGCUGUGAUUCUCGACUUUUCCGGUGUACCGCAUUUGGAUUUGACUGGUUUGCAGACACUCAUUGAUACACGCAAUGUAUUGGACAGACAUGCCAGUCGUCCUGUACAGUGGCGAUUUGUGGGCAUCUCAAAUCCUUGGAUCAAGCGAGCGUUGGUGAAGGGCAAUUUUGGCGUUGGUGAGGACCGUGACUUGUCAGUCUUCUCGGUUGCGCAUAUGGAGAAUGCAUCGGAUCAAUGGACGCAGGGUAAACCGCACGAUACAGAAUCUGGUAUUGAGCAGGUCACGACGCAACGGUCAUCAGCACGGCCGAGGGUGAGUUACUUGCCCUUGUUAUCCAUUGAUCGGCCGUACUUUGCCGCUGAUAUCGAUGAAGCCAUUCGGGCGGUUGAAGAAACCAGUGUUGUGACGCAUCCGUUGGAUAAACGCACGAGCAGUGAAGCGAGUGAUGAAAGGGAUGCUGAAGCGAGUGGUUCGAGUUCAUCGAAACGCACAUCGCAGGAUCAAGCUUACUUUGUUGCAAAGGAGUAAUUCACAUAUGCAUAGCCAUUUCAAACAUAUCUUCACACAUGUCUAGCAAAUCUAACUCGAGCACGAUUCGUUGCUAGCACUGA
Molecule: messenger RNA, 2568 nt
Organism: Protomyces lactucae-debilis
Lineage: Eukaryota; Fungi; Ascomycota; Taphrinomycetes; Taphrinales; Protomycetaceae
Product: sulfate permease
Exons: 1
Coding region: 107-2485 (792 amino acids)
Biological process (GO): transmembrane transport
Cellular component (GO): membrane
Molecular function (GO): sulfate transmembrane transporter activity
Source: RefSeq, a predicted model, not a curated record